CGGGGCUCGGCGCAGGCGCGCUGGCCCGGCCGGGCGGUCUGGAGGCGGCGUGGGCUGCGACUGUGGUGCAAGUGCUUCCCUGUGCCAGCAUAUCAUGGAAGGGCUGCUGACCAGAUGCAGAGUGUUGCCCACCCUGGCCACCUGCAGCUGCCAGCCCUCCAGGUAUGUCCCUGGUAGGUUUCACCACUGUGCCCCAGGGAGACGGCAGCGCUUGGUGCUGUCUCGAGUAUUCCAGCCACAGAAUCUGCGGGAAGACCAGGUGCUCUCCCUGGAGGGCAAAGUUAGUGACCUGACCUGUAAGAGCCAGCGGCUGAUGCUGCAGGUGGGCCUGAUCUACCCCGCAAGCCCCGGCUGUUACCACCUCCUGCCUUACACGGUCCGGGCCCUGGAGAAGCUCGUGCGGGUGAUAGACCAGGAGAUGCAGGCCAUUGGCGGGCAGAAAGUCAACAUGCCCAGUCUCAGCCCGGCAGAGCUCUGGCAAGCCACCAACAGGUGGAACUUGAUGGGCAAGGAGCUGCUAAGAGUUAGAGACAGACAUGGCAAGGAGUACUGCUUAGGACCCACUCACGAGGAAGCUAUCACAGCCCUGGUUGCCUCCCAGAAACAACUGUCCUACAAGCAGCUUCCGUUACUACUAUACCAAGUGACGAGGAAGUUUCGGGAUGAGCCCAGGCCCCGCUUCGGUCUUCUUCGCGGCCGGGAGUUUUACAUGAAGGAUAUGUACACCUUCGACGCCUCCCCAGAGGCCGCCUGGCAGACCUACAGCCUGGUGUGUGACGCCUACUGCAGCCUGUUCCACAGGCUGGGGCUGCAGUUUGUCAAGGUCCAGGCAGAUGUGGGCAGCAUCGGGGGCACGAUGUCACAUGAGUUCCAGCUCCCAGUGGAUGUUGGAGAGGACCGGCUUGCCAUCUGUCCCAGCUGCAGCUUCUCAGCCAACGUGGAGACGCUAGACUUGUCACAAAUGAACUGCCCGGCUUGCCAGAGCCCACUGACGGAAACCAAAGGCAUCGAGGUGGGGCACACAUUUUACCUGGGGACCAAGUACUCUUCCAUUUUCAACGCCCAGUUUACCAACUUCCAAGGCAAACCAUGCCUGGCUGAAAUGGGGUGCUACGGCUUGGGGGUGACACGGAUCUUGGCAGCUGCCAUUGAAGUCCUCUCCACAGAAGACUGCAUCCGGUGGCCCCACCUCCUGGCCCCAUACCAAGUCUGCCUCGUCCCCCCCAAGAAGGGCAGCAAGGAGGCGGCUGCUGCCGAGCUCACAGGGCACCUGUACGACCACAUCACAGAGGCGGUGCCUCAGCUUUGUGGGGAGGUGCUGCUGGAUGACAGGACCCAUCUGACCAUCGGAAACAGACUAAAGGACGCCAGGAAGUUGGGCUACCCCUAUGUGAUAAUUGCUGGCAAAAGGGCCCUGGAGGACCCUGCGUAUUUUGAGGUUUGGUGUCAGAACACUGGUGAGGUCGUCUUCCUCACAAAAGAAGGACUUGUGGAAUUGCUGACCCAAGUGCAGACGGUCUAAAGACCACCCCCCCCCAUGCCCCAUCUCACAGCCGUGCUGGUCAUUCUGACGCGCCCUUUCCUACACUCCCUCCCAGGGCUGUUCUCUCCAGAAGGUGAGACCAGUUAGUGAAACUGAGUCUUAUGCGUCAUUUGUUCAUAUGAUUUAUAUUUAAAGUCAUUGACUUGCCCUUCCCUGGGCGAUCAUGCCAUUAUAUACCAUUCUUUCUAGUAAUA
Molecule: messenger RNA, 1737 nt
Organism: Otolemur garnettii (small-eared galago)
Lineage: Eukaryota; Metazoa; Chordata; Mammalia; Primates; Galagidae
Gene: PARS2
Product: prolyl-tRNA synthetase 2, mitochondrial
Exons: 2
Coding region: 95-1522 (475 amino acids)
Biological process (GO): prolyl-tRNA aminoacylation
Cellular component (GO): mitochondrion; cytoplasm
Molecular function (GO): ATP binding; proline-tRNA ligase activity
Source: RefSeq, a predicted model, not a curated record